AUGGCUCAUACAAUGAUGCAGCCAAAGAACAUGACUUGUAUGAUGAUGCACCCAAAGAACACCGCUCAUAUGAUGCUGCACCCAAAUAACAUGGCUCAUAUGAUGAUGCACCCAAAGAACACAGCUCAUAUGAUGAUGCACCCAAAGAACAUCACUCAUAUGAUGCUGCACUCAAAGAACACGUUUCAUAUGAUGCUGCACCCAAAGAACAUGGCUCAUAUGAUGAUACACCCAAAUAAUUUCACUCAUAUGAUGCUGCACCCAAAGAACAUGGCUCAUAUGAUGCUGCACCCAAAGGACACGGCUCAUAUGAAGAUGCACCCAAAGAAUACCACUCAUAUAAUGAUGCAACUGAAGAACAUGGUUCAUACAAUGAUGCACCCAAAGAGCAUGGCUCAUACCAUGAUGCACCCAAAGAACAUGACUCAUACAAUGAUGCACCCACAGUACAUGGCUCAUAUGAUGCUUCACCCAAAGAACACGGCUCAUAUGAUGAUGCACCCCAAGAACAUCACUCAUAUGAUGCUGCACCCAAAGAAAAUUACUCAUAUGAUCUGCACCCAAAGAACACAGCUCAUAUGA
This is a messenger RNA of Protopterus annectens (West African lungfish), 582 nucleotides long. RefSeq lists its product as uncharacterized. The record is from RefSeq and is a predicted model, not a curated record. Lineage: Eukaryota; Metazoa; Chordata; Ceratodontiformes; Protopteridae. Bases 1 to 582 code for a protein of 193 amino acids. The transcript has a single exon.